This is a messenger RNA of Macroventuria anomochaeta, 924 nucleotides long. RefSeq lists its product as uncharacterized. The record is from RefSeq and is a predicted model, not a curated record. The transcript is spliced from 8 exons. NCBI's taxonomy places the organism in Eukaryota, Fungi, Ascomycota, Dothideomycetes, Pleosporales, Didymellaceae. The annotation marks the transcript as partial.
AUGACUUCGAGGUUUCCCACAGCGGCAGAAAUGCUAUAUUUUCCUUCACCCAACUAUGUCGAUCCCACAACGCGAAGGCCAUUAGCCAUUGGUAUUAUCACACCAAUGACAGUCUUGGUUGUCGCAUUCAUCUCUUGUCGCUUUUACAGCCGAACAGUCUUGACUAAGACGCUUGGCUGCGAUGAUGGGAUCAUGCUUCUGGCAGCUAUCAUGGCCGUAGGGAACAAUAUUAUGGUCAUCAUCUCCAUGUUGCCCCAGUACCAGAUGGGCUAUCACCUUUGGGACAUACGCCCACAAAUUCUCUAUGCCUCCAUGAAGGCUGCUCAGAUGGGCAUGGCAACGCAAUUGCUUUUCACGGCGAUUAUAACACUAAUGAAGGUUGCGAUACUUUUGACAUAUCUGCGUAUCUUUCCCUCACGACUUAACAAAUGGUUUUGUGGCGUUAUGAUAUUCUACACCAUUUCAUUGAACGUGGCUUGCUUCUUCAUCACACUCUUCCAAUGCGCACCGGCAAGCACUUACUGGAAUAUCUUCAAGUAUAUCGGCAGGACCAAAUGCCUGAACAUCAAGGCGAUCUACUACUUUCACUCAGCGCAGAACACCCUCAGUGACUUUCUCAUCUUCCUUUGGCCAGCUAGAGACCUCCUCAACGUCAAGGUGUCUUUGCGACAGCGCGUUACGCUGAUAUGUAUGUUCUCGCUCGGUGUUAUUGUAUGUGUCGCCGGGGUUGCGCGCUUGUAUUACACGCACGUCUACUUACACUCAUAUGACGUCUUCUGGCAUGGUGCUGAGACUUUUAUCAUCAUGUCCGUAGAGAGCAGCAUUGGCAUAGCGUGUGGCUGUCUACCCGGGUGCAAACCACUGAUGAACCGUCUCUUCCCACGAUACUUCGGCUCCACGAACAAUUCCACAAACCAGUAUCCA